Branchiostoma belcheri (Belcher's lancelet) is the source of this 2613-nucleotide messenger RNA. RefSeq names its product kelch-like protein 38. The transcript is spliced from 7 exons. Lineage: Eukaryota; Metazoa; Chordata; Leptocardii; Amphioxiformes; Branchiostomatidae. Gene Ontology annotation, molecular function: protein binding. The record is from RefSeq and is a predicted model, not a curated record. The coding region runs from base 8 to 2359 and encodes 783 amino acids.
GUUCCAGAUGCAGGAUGUAGCUGAGAAGUGCUGCUACCUGCUGGAGGCCAUGCUGACACCUGCUAACUGUCUGGGUCUGUGGCAGCUGGCUGACACUUUGGACCAGGGAAGUUUCCUCCUGAGGGCACAGCAGUACGCACUGCACAACUUUCAACAGGUAAUGCAGCAUGAAGAGAUGCUUCAACUGUCCAGCCAACAGAUUGUACAAUACCUCAGCCAUGAUGACCUUUGCACCCCAGAUGAACACAUGGUGUUCACUGCUGCCAUGAAGUGGCUGGAGACUGAUACACACAGGAAGGCCUGUAUAACCAAACUCAUGCCCAGUGUCCGGCUGGAACAUGUGACCCCAGAGUUCCUGGUGAACUCUGUCGAGACUGUGCCGUUCAUCAUGGACAACUCAGAGUGUGCUCAGUUCAUCAGCGAGGCCAAGAACUACCACCUCAUCAGGGUGGUGGAGAAGGUGGAGCCAAAGUACAAACCCAGGAAGAGUUAUACCACGGUUCCAUCAGGGAAGGGAAUCAGAGGGAAACAACUGUGGGCCCAGGUUAGAAAGAUGGGAGGACCCAAAAACAAUCCAAGCAAGGGAAACUUGGGUAUUACAUCUGCAGCUCGGCAGUCAGUGGCAGAAGUAGGGUACCAGCUGUGUAAGCCUGAACAGCCCAGUAAUGUCCUGAAACUGCUGUGUCAGCAACGCAAGGACGCAGAGAUGACAGACAUUGCUGUCUGCUGCGAGGACAGCAACUUCAACUGCCACAAGGCAGUGUUGGCUACCAAUGCCUACUUCAUGGCCAUGUUCUCAGCCGACAUGAGAGAAAACCAGAAUUCUGAGGCCAUCCUCAAGGGUGUUUCCCCUGAUAUUGUCAGCAGACUGAUUAACUAUAUCUACACAGGAGAGAUCACCAUGACUACUGCCAACGCCCAGGACCUCCUGGAGGCCUCCUGUCACUACCAGUUCCACGCUGUCAGAGAAGCCUGCUGCACGUUCCUGCAGGCUAACCUGCACCCUGCCAACUGUAUCGGCAUGUGGCAGUUUGCAGAGGUUCUCGCCUGUAACCAGCUACAGGAGGCAGCCAAGCAGUAUGCCCUGCACAACUUCCCUGAUGUCUGUGUGGAGAGUGAAAUCCUUGACCUGCCGCUGGACCACAUGUUGGAAUACCUGUCCAGUGACAAGUUGUACGUAAUGGAGGAAGGGACGGUGUUUGACACAGCCAUGCGGUGGAUGAACCACGACCUUGCAAAUCGAAGAGACAAUGUGAGAGACAUGCUGGGCACGGUCAGGCUGAUAUCCGUACAUCCGAGCUACCUGCACAACAUUGUGUCAAAGAACAUCCUGAUCAAGCAGUGCCCUGAAUGCAUGAAGCUGGUGGAGCAGGCAAAGAACCAUGUCCUCCUGCAGGACUGCGGCUCGGAAUGGGCCAAUCGGGCACGGAUGAGCAAGCCUCGUGACUGUGUGGGGAGGAGCGUCCUGGUGAUUGUCGGAGGGAUGGUGAAGGUGGAUCGUAAGGAGGUCAGCACCGACAAGUUGAUUUACUAUGACCCACAGGACCCCAAAUGGAGACUUCUGGGUAAGUUGCCGGUUCCUCUCCUUAGCCCCGGAGUGGCGGCCACCAGAAACAGCAUCUACAUCACCGGAGGGAAGGCCAUGCUGUCCAGGACAGGAGAAGAGGACGACACAGUCACCAACAAGGCCAGCAUGUACAGCCUGGCCAUUGAGAGGUGGCUGGAGCUGGCUGACAUGUUGGAUGCGAGAAGGAGCCAUGGGUGCGUGCUCCUGAACGGGAAAGUCUACGUGGUCGGUGGGCUGGAUCAACACGACGUUGUCAUGGACAGUGCCGAGGUGUAUGAUCCUGAAAUCAACCGGUGGGAGAGCAUCAUGCCCCUCUCCAGGGCAGUGUGUGCAGCGGCUACUGCUGCAUGCCAGGGUCAGCUGUACGUGAUCGGGGGAAGCACCAUGUUCAACCCUAUUGUUCCCAUCAACCUCAUACAGUGCUUCAGUCCUGAAACUGGCAGGUGGAAGUAUGUGGAAUCUUCCUUGGUGAACCACAUCGGAACCCCCGCUGUGACCAUGGAUGGGAAGAUCUACGCCAUCGCGGGAGCAUUCCACAACCACGUCAUCGUCUUCAGCCCCGACACCAACCAGGUCACCAGGGUUGCCAACAUCAGCAUCGUACGGGCUCUGCACUCGGCCGCCAUGUUGGAUGGUAAGAUCUACUGCACUGGCGGGAUAAGGGAUGCACCAGAGGUGGCCGAUCCAUACAACAGCAUGGAGUAUUAUGAUCCUGAGAGCGAUACGUGGACUGCAGCAGGUAAAACUGAACUCCUUUCCAUGUCUUCAUUUCUUAUGUUGGGUGUACAGUAAGACAACAUGCAGAAAUGUAUCUUAAUACGAAAUACCAGGGAUGACCAAUAUGAAAUCACAAUUGUGUGUGAUCAAACCAACAUGAUGGACACUUGGAUGAAUGGUAUGGAUGAUCUGAUGGAUGAAUGUGGCCAUAGGUGAUUGGACGAUCAGACACUGUCAUACAGAUAAGAUGGACAAGACACUCACUGAGAAUUACAUCGUACGUAUUAAGUGAAUUUUGGACCAUCAUUUCCAGUCAUCAAAGAGAGCAG